CGCGAACGUCGCUAUGGUCGCGUCCUAUCUUCGCCACGGGCCCACGCAGGCUUUCGGCAUCGUUUGCAGUGCAUCGUCGAACUCGGACUACGAUGGAAAAUAUGCAUAUGUUCCUGCUCUUGAGGAUAUCCUCGUGUGGGACGUCAAAAAAGGCCAAAUGGUUGCAAUGUGGCAUGAAACCGGCCACCGUGCAGAAGUCACUGUCGUGCUGCGGUCCCCCCAACGAGACACCUUCGCGGUAGGAUACGCUGAUGGCUCAAUUCGACUCUGGAGUGCCGGGACGGGCUCGGUCAUUACAACCUUCAACGGGCACAAAAAAUCCGUCACAGCUCUGGCUUUUGACGAUCGCGGCACACGUUUAGCUUCGGGAUCUCAGGACACGGACAUCAUAGUUUGGGAUGUAGUGGCGGAGUCGGGCCUGUAUCGUCUUCGUGGUCACAGAGACCAAAUUACUGCGCUCCAUUUCAUCACUAUGCUUGACAAUACGCCGUCAACUUCGACUGCACCCUCCUCGGGUCUUCUUCUCACUGCGUCAAAAGAUACAUUCCUCAAGUUGUGGGAUCUUUCCACUCAGCAUUGUGUUCAGACGAUCGUGGCCCACCGAGGAGAGAUAUGGACGAUGAGCGUCGAUCCUCAGCAAAACCUCGUCUUCACAGGCAGUGGCGAUGGCGAGUUGAAAGCAUGGAGAUUAGAUCAUGCGGCCUUCGCCGACGGCCUGAAAGAAAUGGAGACAGGCGAGAUCGCCAAGAUGAUUCAUAGCGUAUCGAAUCUGCCCCUCUCUUCCCAGCACCGUGUCUCGCAGGUCUCAUUCCACCCUACACAACCAUACCUUGCCGUUCAGUCUCACGACCGUUCCGUUGAAAUAUUUCGCAUUCGAACCGAGGAGGAAGUGCGAGCGAAGCAAGCUCGUCGUCGUAAGCGCGCGAAGGAAAAGGGCAAAGACACUCCCGAUGAGAAACCUGAGAGAGAGGUUCAAUUGGUGGAUCUCUUCACUCCCCAUGUUGUUGUCCGAGCAACGGGGAAAAUCCGCUCUUUUGCAUUCGGUCCAGUGGAGGCGGGUUCCAAGUCGAGCUUCCAGCUCUUUGUCGCAUUGAGCUCCAACGCGUUGGAAGUGUAUAACGUCCCUCCCCCGGUCAAGUCGAAGGAAGAACCGCCACAGGCGACUAGACAAUUUUCUGUAGAUCUCCCCGGCCAUCGUACCGAUGUCCGAUCGCUCUGCCUCAGCUCAGAUGAUCGGCUCCUGGCCUCAGCUUCAAAUGGUUCGUUGAAGAUCUGGAAUAUGAAAACGACAUCGUGCAUUCGGACCAUGCAAUGUGGAUAUGCGAUCUGCAGUACGUUUUUACCUGGAGACCGCCAGAUCGCUGUCGGAACAAAGGCAGGGGAGAUCAUGAUCUUUGAUUUGGCCUCCUCGUCACUGGUUGAAACGGUUCAAGCUCAUACUGGAACUGUCUGGUCGCUGCAGGUCAGGCCAGAUGAGAAGGCCAUGGUUAGUGGCAGUGCAGACAAAGAUGUCAAAUUCUGGGAGUUUGAGCAGCAGGGAAACACUGGCAACAUUUCGUCUCUAGCCCACAUCAGGACGUUGAAAAUGACUGACGAUGUGCUUUCUGUGCGAUACAGCCCCAACGGGAAGUUGCUAGCUGUGGCGCUCCUGGACUCGACUGUGAAAGUGUUCUAUCAAGACACGCUCAAGUUCUUCCUGUCUCUCUACGGUCACAAGCUGCCUGUUCUGUCCAUGGACAUUUCAUAUGACUCUAAGCUGAUCGUGACCUGCUCAGCCGACAAAAAUGUGAAGAUCUGGGGUCUUGAUUUCGGAGAUUGCCACAAAUCCAUAUUCGCCCAUGACGAGAGUGUGAUGCAGGUGGCAUUUGAGCACGAAUCCCACUACUUCUGGACGGUAGGGAAAGACAAGCUGCUCAAAUACUGGGACGGAGAUAAGUUCGAAAACAUCCAAAAACUAGACGGCCAUCAUAGCGAAGUUUGGGCUUUGACGCUGAGCAACCGUGGUGACUUCGUAGUCACUGGGUCGCAUGACAAAUCGAUCCGUGUCUGGGAGAAGCUAGACGAGCCUUUGUUCCUCGAAGAGGAGAGGGAAAAAGAACUCGAGAAGAUCUAUGAAACUGGGAUCGCGGACACACUGAACAAGGAAUCGGGCGGACCGCUAGGACUCAACCAGGAUUCAGAGAGACCGGCGACAGAGGCCACUACUGUUUCCAAGCAGACGACCGAAACCCUCAUGGCCGGAGAGCGCAUCAUUGAAGCGUUGGAUCUCGCCGACGGGGAGCGAGCCAUUUUCCGAGAAUACGAGGAGGCCGUUUCUCGGGGACAGAACGAAUCUCUUCAGCUUGCGCCGCCGCCCCGGAAUGCUGUACUGGCCGCGUACGACCUGGAGCCCGAAGCCUGGGUUCUUCGUGUCGUUGAAAGAAUCCAGAGCACAGCGUUAUUAGACGCUCUGCUCGUUUUACCUUUUGGCAAGGUUGUUUCGCUAAUGAACUACUUGAACAUCUGGGCUCAACGAGACUGGAAUAUCACACUCGUCUCUCGCGUUCUCUUCUUCUUGCUGAAAACACAUCACCAUCAGAUCGUCGCCAAUCGUAUCAUGAGGACUGCACUGAUGCCCUUGCGGAAGAAUCUGCGCAGUGCUCUGCAGAGACAGAAGGAUCUCAUCGGAUAUAACCUUGCAGCUCUACAGUACAUCCGCCGGCGCAAUGACUCUCAGCGAGUCGCACAGUUCUACGAGGAAGAGGGCAUGGACGAGGAAAAGGUCAAGGCUAAGAUUGCCGAAGGGAAGAAGCUGUGAGAUAGAAGUACAGUAGUAUGUGCAGACGAAUCUAGGUUGUUGAUGGAGUGUGUCGCUCAGCUUUUGGGUCCCCAGAGAUCUUCGCUCCUGCCAGUGAUGAUGGUGAGAAAUGCGUGCAGAUCCUUCAAAGAAACCCACCAAUCAUCUGGGCCAGAGGCUUCCCGCCAAGAGACAGUAAGAAUACCUGUGUCAAGAUCGGCAAGUUCUGCAAAUCCCCUUCGCGUAAGGUCAAGAUGUUGAGAACCCGUGCGACAGCCUGCGCAAGUAUCGACGACGCGAACAAAGAUGCAUUUUUGUGGUUUAUUGCAUACUGAACGCAUGAUGAAUGAGCACUGCUUUCCUGUCGAAUUGACAUACUUUCGAUGAACUUGAAACACUGAGGUUUGUCCGUCCAGCCCUCCAUCGUCACAGCACAAACGAAAGACUGGUCCUGUCAGGGUCACGAUGAGUUCUGUCAAGUUGUAUGAUCCUGGCGCAUACCGUAGGAGCCCAGUCGGUCUUCGCCCAACAACUCGGAUUGAGAAGAUCGUGACCCGUGUACCUUCGGCAUUGAGCAAUUGGGGAGGAAGCUUGAGACGUCACAUACCAAGUGAUCGUCACUGAGGAAGGAGAACCGAUGCCCUUGAGACCCUUCCAUAUACCACUCAGCACUUGCACCCCAUCCGAGAUUGUCUUGAGAGGGCCCACUGCCUUCGACUUGUCGUUCGCCUUGAGAGCGGGAGCCUUGUCGCGUCGGUACUUGUACUGGGCAUCACUGGCGUUGAGCGUUCGCCAUCCGUCGCGUGGGUCGAACUUGUAAGAGUCGCCCAGUGAGUGCGCUUUCGUAUACUUGCUUCCGGCGGCGGCGCGUGCGGAGGAAGAUUGCAGACCAGUAUGGCUCACGCUUGCUGCAUUGACAAAUAGACCAGGGAAGAUCGUCGCGAGAGACAGGGCGAGCGGGGCGAGGGUUCUGAUUUGCAUGAUUGACGUGUUGCGAUGGCCGGAGUGUGCAGGGAAAUUCGCUAACCAGAGCAACCUUGAAUGUCGAGGGCGGGAUCAAGAACCACGUGUACAAACAGAGAACCACAUUCAUCGACCGGAUAGCCGGCGGGCAAAAGGCCCAUGAAUGGACCGCCACCCGCCUGCAAGGGCUGACACCCCCCAACCUUACUAAUAUUCAAUGUCGCUACUCUCGAAAGCUGACCGGCUAUAUGCAUUACUGGGGGUGAUGAUGUCACACCCUCUGCACGUAAAUAACCCUCUCGGCUCUCACUACUGUAUGAGUCUUAGUCACCACCAUGCCCAUCGAUCCCUCCCAUCGCUCAAUACGGAAGUCAAUCGCGGAGGACGACACGGAAAUCAGGCGCGCACGGGGAGAGCUCUCUUGCGCGGAAUGCUGGAGGUUGAAGUUGAAAUGCGAUAAAAAAUUGCCAUGCGGCUCGUGCAUUCGUCGAGGAUGUCCUUCUAUAUGCCCGAACGGUAGUCUGUCGAGUCAGGGCACGCGAUUCGUCCUUGCAUCGACGGAAUACCUACAUGACAAGAUCAGAGAGAUGGGACAGCGAAUUCGGCAGCUCGAAGAUGCCCUGGCUAUAUUUCAGUCUUCCACAGGCUCCCAUGACACACACCCGCUUCUACGCGACGAGUUGUUAUCGAUCAAGUUUGGACCUGAGAGGGGAGUACCGGAUGACAGAAAUCCAAAAUCAGCAAAGGUUUCGAUAGAUUCGAUCGACGCAUUAGGCACGUUGACGAUCGGCGACGACGGAGAAGGAAAGUAUUUUGGUAGAUCUGCGGGUUCUGAGACAUCCAAACAGGCGGGAGCCGAAUUCGAUAUAGCAUCGUCGCCGACCCAGGAAGACACGACGCCGCUCAACCCAGAAAUCGCUCAACUAUCGAAUUCCUUCCCCUUCAGUGCGGGAGGGCCGCCUGGCCGGACCCUCGACCUCUUGUUCGAGUAUCUUCCGGACCAACCACGAGCGUGGACACUGUGUGAAACAUAUCUCGAACAAUGUUCUUGGAGCUUCCGCCCACUCGACCGGGAAGAGAUAAUCGAAGACUUUCUGACCCCGAUAUACAAAUCGUCCCGAGAAAGGCGGAUUUGGACAGAAGCGAGCGACUUUCCCCACGCGAUCUCGCCGCAUAGACUGGCAGUAUUGUUCAUGGUAUUUGCUCUUGGAGCUCUAGUCGAUCUGACUCUUGAGCCUGACAGUGCUGAAUCCGAACAUUACUAUCACGCAAGCCGAGCUGCUCUCGCUUUAAGAUCCGUAUUUGAUUCGCCGGAGCUUGCGACCGUACAAGCAGUUCUUCUGUUUGCCUCUUAUCACACUAUCUGCGGGAAAAACUACACCUCUGAUAGCUCAUGGACUCUGAUUUCUUUAGGCUCUAAGCUCGGUCAAAGCGUGCGUGCUGUUACCUGCGUUGCUUCUCUUUUGUCACUCCGGCAUAAUCAUAGCUGGGCCUACAUAGAGAUAGUACACGAUGGAACAUGGAUCCAAAAACUGUCAAUAGACGGCGUUCACUCUUUUGGGAAAUGUUCAGUGCGGAAUUAUUUCAGAGUGUGGCACUAGGCAGGCCACCAUCGAUACGGUUGUCUUAUGUCGACUGCGAGUUCCCUGCGUUCGAAGAUCUAGGACUGGAUGAGAACGGCGAUCCGCGCAUGUCUUACUAUGAAUGGCGAUAUACAUUCACUCGCGAUGUGCUCUCGCUGAUCACGGAGCGGACUCUCACCGCAGAGUCCCCAAGCUACGAGACGAUCCUAGAAUUGGACAAGUUGGUGCGCGCGAAGACACUGCCGCAACAUCUCAACACUUUCCUCGCUCCUGAGGACGAGAACUGCACCCCAUCGACGUACAUGAGAUCCUGCCUUCUGGGUCAAUUUCGAGCUGUGGCAUUACUCUACAUCCAUCGGACUUUCUUCGCACAAGCGAUGUUGGACCACCCUGAAAAUCCACUCCGUAGUCCCUAUGCACCAUCCUUUUGUGCAGCAUAUCGUUGUGCGUCUAGAAUGAUCAAAGGCUACCUCAAUCUUUUCGAGAGGUACAGUGACGUCGUGACGUGACUGGAUUUAGUUCGACUGAUUGACCUGUUUCUGCUGAUCCCCAUCUUCGGCAGUGUUCUCUGCUGCAAUGAUUGUGGGUAGUAUCGUCACCCGAUCGCCGUCUGCCAGCAUGGCUGCCGCUGCCUUCAUUGAACUGGAUUUAGUAUGCGACUCAUUCGACAAGGGUGCUAAACAGUCACGCCGAGCAAGAAGUGGGCUCGCCAUACUAUGCAAACUCCGGGACAAAGCUUACCAGGUCUACUCCCAAUUUUGCGGUGGUAAUCCUGCACUACCUCCAAUGACUAGCUUUGGUGUAGGAACCCAAGACUACGGAGAAGACGAAUUGGCCUUGUUCGGAGGCCAGACCAGGAUUCUGGUCAGCAAGCUGAUCUCCAGGAAGAAGCAAGAAUCGGCUUCGAGAGGAGUCGUGUCAACACCCAACCACUCAGGGAUACGAACGACUCAAACACAUGGCUCGAGUCUAACCAAUCCUACUUUGGAUGCGAUGCCCGAUGUGCAUCCCUCUCUUGUGGAUUAUCUGUCACUCUUUGUGCCUGCUCCGCACACACCUGAGUAUCUGAUGGACAACACCAGCUCUUCGACAGUUGGCCUUGAGAUGCAGCCACUCCCACGUGAAGCCACUCCUGCCUACUCCUACGCCAGUUACGGACAAGACUACACCAAUAUCAUGACUGCGACUCUUCUAGAUCCCAUCCAGUAUGAUGUGCAACCUGUUGCGGAGCCCAGAGAUAUAUCUGAUAUCGACUUCCUUAUGUUCGGGGACGCUGGCAUCGAUGAGCAGUGGAAGUCGUUUAUGAAAAAGUCUUUCUCUGGGUUGUUGGAAGAGGACCAUAACAACAUCACACCUGUCUAAUGACAUUGAUUUUCACGUCCGGUAUAUCGAUAAAAGAUUCAAGAGCACACUUAUCAUGGCCUUGAGGCCAUCACUGUCCAGAGUUUGGACCAAUGUGUUCCUGCUUAUCAGUCCGGCAGCAUGGGUUCGCCCUGACCUGCGCCUCGGGGCUGGCUGCGAGCUAUGCCGUCAGUUAACCUUCAUCGUCGUUGUGAUGUAUGUAGCAUCCAUCUCACAAACGAACGGCUAGGCUAUCGUCCACUUCAAACCUAAGAGAAUCGCCAUUACGGACGGGUACCACGGGUGCCAUGCACUCAUCGAGGUGGGGCGGUGGUAGUGCAUGUGUGUGUGUGUCGGCCCGCCUGAUCCUUCCACAUCAGAUCUACCUUCGCGCCGCUCCGGAUGUCCAAGUCAUCAAGAUCGAUGAUGAUUUCGAAGCCGGAGAUCUCUGCUGGCUCGAGACGCCGCUCAAUCCGACGGGAGAGUCUCGCAACAUCGACGAAUUGUACGAGUCGCCCAGCACGUGCGCUUUCGUAUACUUGCUUCCGACGGCGGCGCGUGCAAAGGAAGAUUGCAGACCAGUAGAGCUCACGCUUGCUGCGUCGACAAACAGACCAGGGAAGAUCGUCGCGAAAGACGGAGCGAGCCAGGCGAGAUUUCUGAUGUGCAUAAUUGACGUGUUGCGAUGGCCGGAGUGUGCAGGGAAAUUCGCGAACCAGAGCAACCUUGAAUGUCGAGGGGAUUAAGAAACGCGUACAAACUAAGAAUCACAUUCACCGGCUGCACAUCCGGCGGCCAAACGGUCCACGAGUGGACUGCCACCGCCUGCCAGUCUCUGCCAGUGCUGACACUCCUAAACCUUACUAAUAUUCAAUGUCUCGGAAGCUGACCGGCUAUAUACUUGAUGAUGUCACACCCCCGCUGUACACUUAAAUAACCCUCUCUGCUCUCACUACCGUAGGCUUCAGGGAGCUGCAGUUACCGUCAUGCCCGUCGAUCCCCCUCGUCGCUCAAUACGAAAGUCGACUGCAGAGGACGACACGGAUAUCAGGCGCGCACGGGGAGAGCUCUCUUGCGCGGAGUGCCGGAGGUUGAAGUUGAAAUGCGAUAAAAAACUGCCGUGCAGCUCGUGUAUUCGGCGAGGAUGUCCUUCCAUCUGUCCCAAUGGUAGCCUCUCCAGUCAGGUAAACGAAGGCUGGAUCGUCUGUUCGACUUAUGACGGCGUGGUCUCGAACCCGAACACUGAUCAUCCCGGUUCAGGGUACGCGAUUCGUCCUCGCAUCGACGGAACACUUGUAUGGCAAGAUCGGAGAGAUGGGACAGCGAAUCCGGCAACUCGAGGAUGCUCUAGCCAUCUUCCAGUCUUCCACAGGCUCCCACGAGUUGCGCUUCUUCUCAUCUUUCUCACCACUCCGAUUCAAGUCGUGUGCAGCACACAUCCGCUCCUUCGCGACGAGUUAUUAUCUAUCAAAUUUGGACCUGAGAAGGGAGUAUCCGGCGACAGAAAACCGAAAUCAAGAGAGGCUUCGAUGGAUUCGAUUGACGCGCUAGGUACGUUGACGAUUGGCGAUGACGGAGAAGGAAAGUAUUUUGGUAGAUCUGCGGGUUCUGAGACUUUGCUGCUGGCGGGAGCCGAGUUGGAUAUAGCGUCGUCGCCGACCCAGGAAGACACGACGCCGCUCAACCCAGAAAUCGCUCAAUUAUCGAAUUCCUUCCCCUUCAGUGCUGGAGGGCCGCCUGGCCGGACCCUCGACCUCUUGUUCGAGUAUCUUCCGGACCAACCACGAGCGUGGACACUAUGUGAAACAUAUCUCGAACAAUGUUCUUGGAGCUUCCGCCCACUCAAUCGGGAAGAGAUCAUUGACGAUUUUCUGACCCCGAUAUACAAGUCCCUCCGAGAAAGGCAGAGCUGGACGGACGCGAGCGACUUUCCUCACACGAUCUCCCCGCAUAGACUUGCAGUGUUACUCAUGCUAUUCGCCCUUGGAGCUCUAGUCGAUCUGACUCUCGAGCCUGAUAGUGUUGAGUCCGACCAUUACUAUCACGCAAGCCGAGCCGCUCUCGCUUUGAGAUCCGUGUUUGAUUCACCAGAGCUCGCAACCGUACAAGCAGUCGUUCUGCUUGCCUCUUAUCACAACAUCGGGGGCAAAAACUACACCGCUGACAGUUCAUGGACUCUGAUUUGUUUAGGCUCUAAGCUCGGGCAAAGCGUACGUACUGCUACCUGUGCUGCUACUUUGUUUUUACUUGAGCACAACCAUAGCUCGGCCUACGUUAGUGCUCCGUUGCAUAUGUGUCAAAUUUUGGCUAAUAUCUGGCAGACAGAGAUAGUGCCCGAUGGAACAUGGAUCCGAAGACUGUCAAUAGACGGCGCUGUGACGAAAGCACUCUUUUGGGAAAUGUUCAGUCUAGAAUUGUUCCAAAGUGUGGCACUAGGCAGGCCGCCAUCCAUACGGUUGUCUUACGUCGACUGCGAGUUCCCUGCGUUCGAAGAUCUAGGACUGGAUGAGAACGGCGAUCCGCGCAUGUCUUACUAUGAAUGGCGAUAUACAUUCACUCGCGAUGUUUACGAGACGAUCCUAGAAUUGGACAAGUUGGUGCGCGCGAAGACACUGCCGCAACAUCUCAACACUUUCCUCGCUCCUGAGGACGAGAACUGCACCCCAUCGACGUACAUGAGAUCCUGCCUUCUGGGUCAAUUUCGAGCUGUGGCAUUGCUCUACAUCCAUCGGACAUUCUUCGCACAAGCGAUGUUGGACCAUCCUGCAAAUCCACUACGCAGUCCCUAUGCACCAUCCUUUCUCGCCGCAUAUCGUUGUGCGUCUGGAAUGAUCAAAGGCACUCUCAAUCAUUUCGAAAGAUUUCCUGAACUUUGCUGCCGCUGGUCAACGAUAUGGACUCACGUGUUUUCGGCUGCAAUAAUUGUGGGUAGCAUCGUCACCCGAUCACCUUCUGCCAGCAUGGCUGCCACUGCCUUCAUCGAACUGGGCUUGGUAUGCGACUUAUUCGACAAGGGCGCUAAAAAAUCGCGCCGAGCGAGAAGCGGCCUCGCCAUUCUGUGCAAACUUCGAGAAAAAGCUUACCAGGUCUACUCUCAAUUCCGCGGUGGCAAUCCUGCCCCCCUUCCGACGACUGGCUUCGGUGUGGGAACUCAGGACUACGGAGAGGAUGAACUGGCUCUGUUCGGAGGUCAGACCAGGAUCCUGGUCAGCAAAUUGAUUUCUAGGAAGAAGCAAGAAAACACUUCAAGGGAGGCCGUGUCACCAUCCAGCCACUCCGGGAUGCAGAUGACCCCAACACCCAGCUCGAGCCUAUCCAGUCCUGCGUCCGAUGCCAUGCCCGAUGUGCAUCCUUCUCUCGUGGACUAUCUGUCGCUCUUCGCGCCCACUCCGCAAACCCCUGAGUAUCCGAUGGGGAUCAACAGCGCGUCGAUAGUGGAUCAUGAGAUGCAACUAUUUCCACAGGAAGCCACCCCUGGCUUCUCAUAUCCCGAUUACGGACAGGGUUACACUGAUAUCAUGACUGGGACUCUUCCAGAUCGCAUGCAGUACGAUGUGCAACCUGUACCGGAUCCGAGAGAUCUAUCCGACAUGGGCUUCUUCAUGUCUGGGGACGCCGGCAUUGACGAACAGUGGAAGUCGUUCAUGAAAAAGUCUUUUUCUGGGUUGUUGGAAGAGGAUAAUAACAACAUAACACCUGUCUAUUGACAUUCAGCUCUACAUACUGUACAGGAUAUAUAAUUGAAGAAUUUACUGUAAUCAUGGCCUCGAGGCUCGGACCGAUGUGUUGUAAGCGAUGGGCUGAUGGCGACAUAGUACACGAUACUGAGGUAGUGACUCGAUUCUCAAAUUUGACUGUUCACCGUGAUGACCCUCAAGCCCCAAGGCAGUGGAACGAAACUUCUGCAUACGGACGACAAGUUCCGUCUAGACGACAAUGUCGCACCUUCCAUCGCCGUCACAACCACCUUCCUCUCCCCACGACCGGAUGAUAGUCGGCCUGUUGGGACUGACUACAGGAACCCAUCACGCCAUGUCUACUCCCGAUAUACGGCCCAGAGCUCCACCCGCACAGAGCACAUCAUCAGCGAAAUCACGAAUGGGUUCGCCCUAACCUACGCCUCGGGGCUGGCUGCAAGCUAUGCCGCUAUCGUCCACUUCAAACCUAAGAGAAUCGCCAUUACGGACGGGUACCACGGGUGCCAUGCACUCAUCGAGAUCUACCUUCGCGCCGCUCCGGGUGUCAAAGUCAUCAAGAUCGACGAUGAUUUCGAAGCCGGAGAUCUCUGCUGGCUCGAGACGCCGCUCAACCCGACGGGAGAGUCUCGCAACAUCCAGUUUUACGCUGAUAAGGUUCACAAGGCUGGAGGAAAGCUCUUGGUCGACUCGACGUUUGGCCCUCCUCCUCUCCAAGAUCCCUUCAAGUUCGGCACAGACUGUAUUUUGCACUCGGGAACAAAGUAUUUUGGGGGCCAUUCUGACUUGCUUGGUGGGAUCCUAGUCGUGAAGAACAAGGAGGAAUGGGAUCAACUCCAGCACGAUCGAACGUAUCUAGGAAGUUCCAUGGGAUCUUUGGAAAGCUGGCUCCUUUUGCGCUCUCUGCGAACUUUCCAUCUCCGCGUUCCAAGACAAUCGGAGACUGCGACAGGCUUGGUGCAGUGGCUGCACCAACUGGCACAGACUCCGGCGGGGAAAACGUUCGAUGGAGUUCCGGGUGGUGUACUGACUGGUAUCUGGCACUCUUCUCUGCAAGGUAAAGACGCGAGCGGCUUCGAUCCAAAGACUCAGAUGACCGGUGGCUGGAACGCUACGUUCUCUAUCGAGCUUUCUGAGCCGGAAUAUGCCGCUUGGUUCCCUCAUUCACUGGAGUUCUUCACACCUGCCACGAGUCUCGGUGGUGUCGAAUCCCUCGCGGAAUACAGAGCGUCAUGGGACCCCAGCUCCAAUCCGCGGGCCGUGAGACUGAGCAUCGGUGUCGAAGACCUCGAGGACCUGAAAGCCGACAUCCGGCAGGCCUUGAUCAAACUGGUACAGAACAAAGGCAAAGUUCAGGCCAAGUUGUAGUGGAGAUCACAAAGUACCAUAAUUGGUCGAAAUAGUCCCAUUAGGAAAUCUUAUUUCCCAAAAGAGCGAGCGGACUCAAGAACUGAGUCUGAAACGGUUGAUGGCGCUCUUAUUUAAUGA
Messenger RNA from Mycena citricolor, 11846 nucleotides. Lineage: Eukaryota; Fungi; Basidiomycota; Agaricomycetes; Agaricales; Mycenaceae. The record is from the annotation of a GenBank genome assembly.